Messenger RNA from Arabidopsis arenosa, 396 nucleotides. The record is from the annotation of a GenBank genome assembly. Lineage: Eukaryota; Viridiplantae; Streptophyta; Magnoliopsida; Brassicales; Brassicaceae.
AAUACAUUGAUAUCUAAGUAAGUAAUAGUCAUGGCUAAGUUUUCUACCACCAUUACCCUUAUCUUGGCUGCUCUUGUUCUCUUUACUGAUUUUGAAACACCGGUAAUUGUGAAAGCAGAGCUUUGCAAAAGGGAAAGUGAGACAUGGUCAGGACGUUGUGUAAACGAUUAUCAGUGUAGAGAUCAUUGCAUUAACAAUGAUAGAGGAAAUGAUGGAUAUUGCGCUGGUGGCUACCCAUGGUACAGAGGAUGUUUCUGUUUCUUCUCUUGCUAAUAUACCAAAAGCUAUUUGUUGCUCGUGUGUUUGUUUUACAUAAAAUAAGUCUGCUUCACUCCAUGGAGUGACCUUAUGACAUGCCUAUGUGUUUCAGCACUCGAAUAAAGCUUAGUUACUUAA